Molecule: messenger RNA, 1215 nt
Organism: Neltuma alba
Lineage: Eukaryota; Viridiplantae; Streptophyta; Magnoliopsida; Fabales; Fabaceae
Product: vesicle-associated protein 1-2-like
Exons: 9
Coding region: 157-882 (241 amino acids)
Biological process (GO): endoplasmic reticulum membrane organization
Cellular component (GO): plasma membrane; endoplasmic reticulum membrane
Source: RefSeq, a predicted model, not a curated record
GAAAUCAAAUCCUGUCAUCGUCAUCUCAUUCCAAUUCCUCAACUUCCCCAUUUUCCUUCACCGAAAAUUCCAUCCUCUCGAUCUAUCCGUGCUUCUUGCUUUUCCCGAACGAAGCACAACAUAGAUUCUGCAAAUAUCGAAAGCCAUUGUUCCGAAAUGAGCAGUGGGGAGCUCCUUGGCGUCGAACCUCUCGAGCUCAAGUUCCCUUUUGAGCUGAAUAAGCAGAUCUCAUGUUCUCUUCUAUUGUCGAACAAGACGGAUAACUAUGUUGCUUUCAAGGUGAAAACCACCAAUCCGAAGAAGUAUUGUGUUCGUCCCAACACUGGCAUUGUCUUGCCACGAUCUACAUGUGAUGUUAUAGUUACCAUGCAAGCACAAAAAGAAGCCCCACCUGAUAUGCAAUGCAAGGAUAAGUUUCUUCUUCAAAGUGUAAAAGCGAAUGAUGGUGCUACCACGAAGGACAUCACUGCAGAAAUGUUUAGCAAGGAGGCAGGGAAUGCAGUUGAAGAAUGCAAAUUGAGAGUGCUGUAUGUUUCUCCACCUCAACCACCAUCUCCCGUUCCAGAAGGUUCAGAGGAAGGGUCAUCACCGAGAGGUUCUGUUUCAGAAAAUGGAAAUGUGAAUGGUGCUGACUUCACAAAUGCAGCAAAAGCAUUUACUGAACGAUCUGAUGCUCAAGAAAAAUCUGCAGAGGCAAAAGCCCUCAUUUCAAGGUUGACUGAGGAAAAGAAUAAUGUAGUUCAACUAAAUCACAAGCUUCGUCAGGAAUUGGAGUUGCUGAAGCAAGAAGGGAACAGAAAUCGUGGUGGCGUCUCAAUUCUGUUUGUCAUCAUAGUCGGCUUACUCGGCUUAAUUAUGGGGUAUAUCAUGAAGAAGACAUAAAACAUCCCAAUGCAAUUGUUCACCAUACCUUUGAUCUUAGUCUCGUUAUUGUUCCUGGCAAUUGAAGAAAUGACACAAGAAAAGGGAAACAGGAAUUCAGCAAGCUGUGUUUCUUCUUUUCAUUUCCCUUUUUUCCCCCUUUAAAAUUUUUAUUUUGGUCGAUAACAUGUUGCAUGUAGAAAACAUUAGGAAAACUGAUGGGUCUGUGGUUGCUAGGAGGCCAUAUUAUUGUGGACUGACUCUUACUUUUCAUAACAUGCAUUCUUUUUUGUAAUUUAAGAAAUGUGUCUCACUGUCUUGUGUUUUUUUGUGUGAUAAAUGAUCUUUCUAGCC